This is a messenger RNA of Otolemur garnettii (small-eared galago), 2015 nucleotides long. RefSeq names its product perilipin 5 (gene PLIN5). The transcript has 8 exons. Bases 62 to 1429 code for a protein of 455 amino acids. The record is from RefSeq and is a predicted model, not a curated record. Lineage: Eukaryota; Metazoa; Chordata; Mammalia; Primates; Galagidae. Gene Ontology annotation, biological process: lipid storage; positive regulation of triglyceride storage. Gene Ontology annotation, cellular component: cytosol; lipid droplet.
GUCUGGGGUCAGUGGAGGUUCCUUCAGGGGCUGCGCGCAUCCAGGUGACUCUGCAGCAGACAUGUCUGAAGAUGAGGCUGCUGAGGCUCCCAGUCCCAGUUCAUGGGAGCAUGACCAGCAAGUGAGAGGAAAGAAUGUGAUGCAGCGUGUGAUGGCUCUGCCUCUGGUUAGGGACACAUGUACUGCAGUCUUCGAUGCUUACAGUACAGCUAAGGACAGGCACCGGCUGCUGGGCUCUGCUUGCCGCCUGGCUGAGCACUGUGUGUGUGCCCUGACCACCCAGGCCCUCGACCAUGCCCAGCCACUGAUUGACCACCUGCAGCCCCAGUUGGCCACAGUGAAUAACCUUGCCUGCAGAGGCCUGGACAAGCUGGAAGAGAAGCUGCCCUUCCUCCAGCAGCCUUCAGAGACGGUGGUGACCACAGCCAAGGAUGCAGUGGCCAGUGGCGUCACAGGCAUGGUGGACCUGGCGCGACGGGGCCGGCGCUGGAGCGUGGACCUAAAGCGCUCCGUGAGCCAUGCUGUGGAUGUUGUGCUGGAGAAGUCCGAGGAGCUGGUGGACCACUGCCUGCCCAUGACCGAGGAGGAGCUGGUGGCACUGGCAGCUGAGGCUGAGGGCCCAGAAGUGGGCUCACUGGAGGAUCAGAGAAAACAACAGGGCUACUUUGUGCGUCUGGGCUCUCUGUCAUCACGGAUCCGCCACCUGGCAUAUGAGCACUCUCUAGGGAAACUGAGGCAGAGCAAACACCGCGCCCAGGACACAUUGGCCCAGCUGCAGGAGACGCUGGAGCUGAUUGACCUCAUGCAAUACGGGGUGACCCCCACUGCCCCAGCCUUCCCUGGGAAGGUACACAAGCUUUGGGUGGAGUGGAGCCAGCACCCUCUGCAGAAUGGCCGACGCCGAAGCCAGGCGGAGCUAGAGACUCUGGUGCUGUCCCGCAGCCUGACCCAGGACCUGCAGAGCACCGUGGACGCCCUAGAGGCCAACGUGCGGGGCUUGCCUGCUGGCGCCCAGGAGAUGGUGGCUGAGGUGCGGCGUAGUGUGGAUGCCCUGCAGGCCACCUUUGCCAAUGCCCGCUCUUUGGAGGAUGUGCCAGCAACUGCAGUGGCCGAGGGCCGGGGCAGUGUGGCACGGGCACAUGCCUGCGUGGACGAGCUGCUGGAGCUAGUGGUGCAGGCUGUGCCACUGCCCUGGCUGGUGGGGCCCUUUGCACCUAUCCUUGUGGAGUCCCCUGAACCCCCACCUGACCUGGCAGCCUACGUGGAUGAGGUUGUUGGAAGCCCUGACCCUCGCUGGGCACAUCUGGACUGGCCAGCUCAGCAGAGAGCCUGGCAGGCCCAGCAUGGGGGAGGGGACAUUCAUGAGGAGGAGCCAGACCCUCCUGGGCCCUCCAUCAAGCACACCUUCAUGCCGGAGUUGGACUUUUGACUGUGGGUGCCCAUAUGCUGAGGUCCCAGCUGCUCCCCUGUGGCCCUGCAUAAGCACCAAGUCAAUAACACCUUGUACUUGAUGCAUGGGACCCUCCUGUCUUUCCCUUGGAUGGGUGGGAAAGAGACCUGGAGAACCACAAGGACUUUAGUCCUGAGUUGGAUUCUGCACCUCUGUCCUGUUCCCCAACACAAAGAAGCUAAUUGAAACUCUCUCAAUAACCAUGAGUGGCCAAUAAGCUGUGUGGUGGGCGCCUGUAGUCCCAGCUACUCCGUGGCUGGGACAAAAGGAUCACUUGAACCCCUGAAGUUCGAUGUUGCUGUGAGCUAUGAUGCCUCAGCAUUCUACUGAGGGAGACAAAAUGAGACUGUGUCUCAAAAGAAAAGAAAAAAGAAACUCCCCCCCAAAAACACAACAUUUUGCCCAGUGGCUUCUAUAUUUGGGGCUUUAAAAAAUGAGGCCCCUUCUCCCCCAGCUUGACUAUCCUGGAUUGAGGGGUCCCCCAAAGCCCCAACUGUGCCAGACCCACUUGCUUAGCCGUUUGGGAAUCAUGCUCCAGAAUAAAGGUGCUUUGUGUUGUCCAGAG